Messenger RNA from Contarinia nasturtii (swede midge), 10877 nucleotides. RefSeq lists its product as uncharacterized. The record is from RefSeq and is a predicted model, not a curated record. Lineage: Eukaryota; Metazoa; Arthropoda; Insecta; Diptera; Cecidomyiidae. The transcript has 12 exons. The coding region runs from base 856 to 8721 and encodes 2621 amino acids.
UCUCAUGCAUUUUUGUAGUAGCAAGCGAAAACAUCACGAUUUCAAACUCACACUUGUGCCUCACACAGUUUAGUUUUGUUUAUAUUUUAAAUUCAUAGACGUGUUAUUCAUAUUAUCAUAGUGUUUGGAAGUGAGAGUUAUUUAUAAGGCAUAGGUUUGAAAAUUUGUGCUAAGUAACGGAAUAAAUUUGAAAUUAUUCGUAAUAAAAAAUAUGAAAUCGCCAACGGGCUAGAAAUCGACGAUUCAUUGAAAGAUUUUUAUCGUGAACAUAGUUCGAAAUCAUCAUUCAAGUGACAAAUGUGCUAACAGCAGAAAAAAGAGGAUUCCGUUGGGAAAAUAACUUGUUGCAAGGUGCAUGUGUAAGGCGCUUAAGUGAGAAAAACGAAGAAGUAGUGAAAAAAAAGUGUGUGAUCAAUGAUUUCCGCUUUUGAGUGUGGGAAUUUUAUCGAUAGAAAAGGAAGAAAUAGAAAAACAAACUACGCACGCUGUUUAUGAAGAUAGGAACUGUAAUAGUGCAAGUAGUUUCCCUCUUAAAUGGAUAUUUCCGUUGAUGCAAUUCCUGGAUCGAAUUACGCACGAUAUUCUAUCGAAGCUGGGAACCAAAUUGUUUCGUGCAUCUGUUGAUUUAUGAUUAAAAUCAACUACUUCCGAUGAACAAUACCACUGCCAGAACGGAGUGAAACUUCCCGUCGAUUUACGUGCAUUGACGCCAAUUUUGGUUUAAAAAAAAAAGUAAAUUCGUGCGGUCAAUUAGGUUCGAGCAUUGAAUUGUGUAGAUUGUUGGCCAAAAAGGAUUUACGGCCAUUGAAUAUUUGUUGAUUUGUGGCAUUUCUUAUUAUAGUAUAUUGUAGAGCAAUGAAUCGUGACUCAACACGAAAGUUAAGUGACAGUGACUUCUGGCAAAUAUGCCACGAAAUGCAUCCGAGUACAAAUUAUACAUUUCCUGUGGCUCCGAUGCUGGGUGUGGCAAACAAUGAUAAUUUCAUGUCGAAUGAUCUCGAAAAUUUAAAUCGAAGACUCGAUUUUGAGUCGCACGAAACAAGCGAAGACGUAUCAAGCGAUGAUUCGCUGCAAAAUCUUUAUGUAAAAAAGCAGCGAGCUCAUCGAAAUUUAUUGAAUGCUCAUUCGAAUUGUGUGAAUACACAAAAAAUUCUCGAUACAAUCGAUUUAUUUUCGGAUGAAGACAACGAUAAUGAGUGUCUAGAAAAUGGUAAAUGUAAUGAAAACAACGAUAGACAUGAAUUUAAACUCGAUCGAUUCGAAAGCAGUGACAUUGAUGCAAUUCAAAAUGCCGAUGAUUUACUACUAAAGAUUGCUGACAGUGUACAACAUUUGAAAACGAAUGUCAAUCAAUUGAAUGAUAAAUGUCAAACAAGCUCGAUGGAUGCGUAUGCAGCAUCAACAACAGCAAUUGGCGAUUUGAUUGACUUUAGUGACGAUUGGACUAACGGUGAAAGCAAAGAUGAAAAUUGUUGUACAAGUGACAAACCCAUAAAGAAAGUUACGCAUUCAUGCGAUCAAGGAUCGCUAAAUGAUAGUGUGGGCAAUGAAGGGCUUCCAUAUGUCAAAAUCGAGCAGCGAAAAAAUUUAUUAAACAAUAACACAGGAAGAGCUGCUCUUUCAAACGAAAUAGAAUACGAUGGAAAAAUGGAAGCGAAUAACCAUAGAAAUGGCAUACAGGUGAAUUAUUGCAAUGAAUGGCAUACUGAAAACGGUAAUGAUUAUCCGUCACCAACAACAAGCGAAAGCAGCAAUAACAGCAGUAGCAGCAGUUGCAGUUAUACGGAUAGUUUGAGCAAUAGCAGUGGAAGCACUACCAGUGACAACAAAAAUAUUGAGACCAAGAUAGAGGCCAACGAUGGCCAUACGUGCACGAACAGCAACAGUCACAAACUGAAUACCGAACACAAUAGACGGUCGUACGAAUUCGAGCAGUGCGCACAUCAAACGCAACCAAACAGCAAAAUAACAACAACAACAUUUAACGUCAAUGACAAAUGCCAAAUACAUCCCGUUGGAUGUCAGUUGAAUUGUACUGCUAUCACUGCUGGUACGAUUUCUUGUGCAAAAAUCAACAUUGAAGCCAACAACAAGAUAGAAGACAGUUCAAACGGCGCAUGUGCUGUACAUACAUUCGUCACCUUCACCCACACGAUACGAGACAAUAACGAAGUGGAUUCAUCGAUCGAGCCGAAAUCGCAACAAUUUGGGGUUGAAAAGGCUUCACAGGACGUGCUUACAACGUUGUCAUCGGCUCAACAACAACAUACAUCAAAUACCAAUGACAGUAAGACGAUUCGCAUUGGAUGUGCAAAUGUAGUGGAGCAGCCAAAACCGUCUGCCAUCUCAUCGUUAUUCAUCGAAUCAUUACCAGUGGAUACCAGCACAUCGGCAGACAGUGUUAGUUUACAAGCUGAAUGGGAUGCUGAUAAAAACAACAAUCCUUUGCAAUACAAGGACAAACGAACAAAAGCUCUUCCACAUUCGAUAAAUUCAAAAGUUAUACACGAAUCGCCAAUAAAUUCCAGACAUUUUCCAAUUGCACAUAAUUCAAAUAUCGUAAAUAAAAUUGUAUGUGAAAAAUUUGUGCCAAUUUUAUGUGAACACAUCGAACAAAAACCAAAUAAAAUCGAGAAAAAUUUAAGCUCAGCCAGUGCUGCGUCGACACCAUUUGAUGAUGCAGACAACCAAGAUAAAAUUCAACCAAUCGCUGCCAGUGUAAAUACAAAAAUAUGUUUGCGAACAAAAUCGACUAAAUGUAAAUUAAAAUAUCGAAGAAACGUGUAUGAGUGUCGAUGUAAAUCAAAUUCGAACAUUUCUUUAGAAAAAACUAAUAAAUUCAAUCAAAAGUGUAACAAACGACGAGGUGGCAACGAACACAAGUGUCGAAAACAGUCGAAAAAUUGUUCAACAAAACGUCGCAAGAAAAACGACAAACGAAAAAAUCGAAUUGGCAAACAGGUACGAUGUAAUUGCAAGUGGAAAUGCUGUCGUGGCCAUUUAUGUGAUUAUGAUUUAUGUGAAACGUAUCUAGGGACGUCGAAGUGUGGUCAAACCAAAUCUAAUAACAAACCAUUCGCCAAUGUACUGUCGAUUGCAAAAAAAGGUGAAUCAAGUUGUGGCAAUGUUGCAACAAAUAAUAAUAGUGAAAAUUUUGUAAGAAAAUCUGAAAAAAUCGAAACAACUGUGUCUGGUGGUCGAUCCGCAGAUGGUAAAAUCAGUCUGUCUCAAUCGAAACGCCGUAGUGGUAGUUGCAAUGAGAGUACGUGCGAUACAGUGACUGUAGCAUUACCAUAUUCAUCGACAUCGUCAACGACGACAAGUACCGUGUACGAUGCAACAGCAAUAGAAACCGUUUCAUCGACGUUAGCUUGUGAUACGGACCAAAGUUUAAAAGCUAUAAAUAAAACGUUGUGCAUUGACAGUGCGAACAACAUCAAUGACGACAGCGACGACGACGACGACAAAGACUGUAAUCGCUUAAUUACAACAACUGUAAGUGAGCUCAGUGCAAGUGAUGUGCUAGUUGAUGAUGCAGAUGAAUUCACGAAAACUCUUGAAAUAUCGCCGCCCAUUGAAAAGAUAAAGCAAGUGCUCAAUGCAGUAAAACAGUGUAGCGAUACAGAUCUUAGUGUUGUUAAUUGUAAUGGUAAUAAUUACUGUGCUGAAAAUGCGUCAAAGCCAACAAAGUGUAACCACAUUUGUAGCGCAGAAAAUCUAACACUCAAUGUAAAUUCGUUGAAAAAUUCACUAAAAUUAAGCGAAAGCUGCGAUUCUGUAUUCUCCGAUUCGAUAUUUACAUUGAAGCGUUCUGCAUCGACGUCAUCAUCGUUGUCGCUCUUAUCGUUAAACAGUGGUGAACCGUUUGAAGCGAGCAAUCGCUUGCGACGUCUAGAAGAACGUUUCAAAGACUUUUCCAUCACCUCGUCAAAUAAAAAAGGUAGGUGUGUGAACAACAAUAAUUUAUCGCCGUCGUCUACAAUCGCAUCGCAGCAACAGCAACAACGUUCGAAUCAAAUUCAGCCAAAUUACGAUAGCAAAGGUCAUUCAGACGCUAGCACAGAACAACAACAACAGCAAAUUGUCGAUGCGUUAACAUCCAUUGUAUCGAGUCCAAGUAAGUCAGUCAUUGAUAAAACAUUCGGUGAACCAAAGAGUUCACAUCUGAAUGAUGGUGUCGUUAGCAAUGAAAAUGAGAGUAAUCUAAAAUACAGUGACGGCAAUAAUAAUCACAUUAAAUUAAAAAGUAAUCCCAACGAAAAACUCAUCGAAACGGAAACUAAACAUAUUUGUUGUGCGCACACCAUUCGAAAACGUAAACAAAUUGACAAACACACUGAAAGUAAUAAGAAACAGCACAUACAUAUUAAUUGUGAACCCAAUCGAGUAGAAUCACCAAUUGAUGUUGAAAAAUUAUUAAAUAACGGCAUCUUCAUUCAGUCAACGGCUCAACAAUCUUCCACUUCAGGCAAAGGAUUAUCUGAAUCAAUCGAUGCUCAACAGCAAGAAGAUAAUCAAGUAGUCAUCACUGACGACGACGACGACGAGGACGAAAGCUCAAGCACUACUGCGCAAUCAUUCACAGCCUUUGAAUCGCAACCGAGCUCAUUAAAAAAGGAUUCCACGAAGCAUCGUAAUCAGCAAAUACACGUAGCAAAUGAAAUUGAAGUCGACGACGAUAAGCUCAAUUCGAAUAAUAAAUCAUCAACGAACACAUUGACUAAUAGCGACGACCAAUUGCAAAAAAUCAAUACACACAAAAGGAGCGAUUGCACUGGCCAGCAAAGCGAAACCAUCAUUAAUUUUGACGAUAAUAGAAACAACCUUGAACAAAUAUUCGACGAUAAAAACCUAUCGAACGGAAUUAAUCAAAACGAAAUACAAAUAGUUGACGCCAAUGAGCAAGAAAUAAGCGAAGAAAAGCAGGAGGACGCAGACGAGGAGGAGGAGGAAGAAAAAAGCAGUACAUCGAAUUCAAAUGAAGUUACUGAAAGAAAUCGUACGGAAACCGAAGUUGAACAACUUGAAAAUAUAGCGAAUCGUUUAAUAAAUUGUACGCCUGUGUCAAUAAGUACGGAAUCGGAGGAGAUUUGCAAUUUAUUUUCCGAAAAUCAGCGACCGGCCAUUGAUUCGCCAUUUAUAUAUCACGACGAAGAGCUUAAAACCAAUUGUAUAUUUGAUGUUCGCCAGUUAAGCGGAUUUCAUUUGCCACCUUUCGAUCAUAUUUAUGAGUGUUAUGAUGAAUUGGAAGAUGAUGUUGAUGACAGUGAAAUUCCAAUAUACGGUCUCAAUGUAAAUCAAUCAAAAGAUAUUUUAAAUAAUAACGACAACAACGAUGAUGAAUUAACUAAUUGUGAUCCAGAGCAAUUAAAUUUUCCGUCAAAUUACUGUCAGUGCACCAUUGAAUCAAUUGUACCAUUGUAUCCAGAAGAAGCCUAUCGACCAACGUCAAAAACAAAUAAAACAGCUGCAAUCAUGAGGGACAAGACAACUAGCGGCACUUUACGUGGUCUAUUGAAAAAACCAAAUCGACCGCCACCAUCACAGAAGAACCGUGUCAUUUUUGAUGAAACACGUAACGAAUUCUUUGAUGCCGACUACAUUAUUCUAGUACGAGAUGAUUGUCCAUACGAUGAAGAAGAUGAAGAGCCGUGCACGUGUGGUGAACACGAAUUGGUUCGAUUGUGUUGUGAUGAAGGUUGUCAAUGUAGUGCAUACACCGAGGAUGGACGUACACCACAGAGUCCGAAAUAUGCGCCACCGAUAGAGUUUGUGGAUCAGGCGGCGUUGAGCCCGCCCGAAGGUUAUAAGGAUGGCGGACUGCAACAAGCAUUGGGGGGUGUUUUAGGUGGUCACAUUUUUGGCGCUCAGCAUAUUCAGCAAUUGCAGGUGAUUCAACGAUUACAAGCAAAACGAGCGGCCAUGUUGGCUGCCCAACGCGCAAACAACAACGGCACUAACCAAAGUGGUAGCUCAAAAAAUCAAGUCGCGCCACCACCACCGCCUCCAUCACAGACCAUUUGUACCGAAUGUGCUGAAUGUACGGAGUGCGCUGCCAAACAGGAACACGAUGAAGCUUUACCACACAUGGCACUUUUAUCGAUUCAAGCAACGUCACCGGAGCGACGUUUCACACAAAAAGAAAUUAUCGCUGGAGAAGAACGACCAAAAUAUUUGCUCAUCAAACAGCAUCAGGACUCUGUAUCAUCCGGAUCAAAUGCAACACCAGCAGCAGCGACAACGACAGCGACGCCGGCUACAGCAGCACCACCAACAACAAUCGCAGCCACAGAUAAAUCCACUGACGAUGGACAGAAGUCAACGGCUGGAAACGAAUCACGUAGUACAUAUCUCAAUUCAGAUAUUAGUUUGAAGCCGACUAGCAUCUCGGCACAAAUUACCGGCAUUCUCAAAGGUGGCAAAUUAUGGAAAAACGAUACAGUUCAAAGUGACGAAACAACAUCGAGCGCCACAUCUGAUGAUGAAACAUCAAAACGUUCGGUGCGUUUUAUCGAUGGUGGUAAUACAAAGUCGGAAAAUUCAAGUGAACCCGAUCAAGAUGCAUGCGAUGGCGAAUCAGGUCUAGGUAGUGGUAGUGUAACCACCACCGAAACAGACGUUGAAUCAGAUUCAAUGAUGAAACAAUCAACAUUGUUCCAUAAUUCAUUAAGACCAAAUUCAGCGUUAAGACAACUUUUCCCUGCUGCUGUGUUAAAUACAAAUACACAACCAACGCAAGCACUAACGCACGAAGCUUUACGAGCAUUUGAUGAGUCAAAACGUAGCCAAUUGAAAUCGAGCAUUGUGCACAGUGACUCUGAAACCGAUACCAUUCGACGUACAAUCGAACGAAAUGCACUUCGCAGAUCACUCAUCAAAUAUGAACCAAAGAAAAAGGCAACUAAGCCAAAUACAUCGCUAGAAGAGCGUAUUCGUCAAUUAACUUGCGAUGUUGACGAACCACCAAAUGAGAAUGCAACGAUUAAAAAUGAUGGCAGAAAACAGCUUGAACGACGAAGUAGUCCAACGGGUGAAGAAAAUCCACAAUCCCAAGUCACAAAAUAUGUGCAUACGGACAAAAGUAUCUCACCAAUUUCAACGGCAUCUAGUUCAUCAAAUAGCUCAAUUUCGGCUUAUAAAAGAAUCACUGAUAUCUUCCACAAAGAGAAACGUCAAGAGCGCAUUCCAGAGGCUGAUGAAAAUCCAAUUGUUAUCCUACCUCAGCAAUUGCAACAAGAUUGUCGUUGUCCAUCGGCUCCUGACCUUGGAAUGGGUUCCCAUUUACCAAAUGCAAACAAUCAACUGCAAGCAGUGCGACCAAGCGAUUCACGUCGCCAAUUUUUAAGUACAUUGGCACCGUUAACUGCAUGUGUGGCUGGCCAAAGAGACGAUAUGUCAUUUUAUUCAUUAGCUGCGGGUGACCGCAAUUCAACUGGUAGUUCACGUUGUUCGGAAUAUAGCAUUGGUGACAUUGAUGCAAUAUUACAAAAUGAUGAUGCGAAAAAAGUGGCACCUGAUGUAAUCGCCGGCACACCAGGUCAAGAGCAACACGAUGAAUUAGCCGCAUUUGCUCAGCAAGAUGCCACACGUACCGAACGCAUUAAAAAGCGAUACAAUCAAGAAACAUCGACAACCACAUCGGUGCCCACGUCAAAUGCUGGCUCCGAUGAUGAUGAUGAACAAAAUGACUAUGGUUUCAAUCAUCGGCCAUCGGUUCGCGGUAUAAAGCCACGAUCCAAUGAAGAGAUGCUGCAAGAGAUGCAAACACAAUUAUCUAAUACUUCCGUUUCAAAACCGCCACCGUUACUACCCCGUAAAAGUGGUCAAUCAAAUACGUUGCCAAAGGCGAACACUCAAUCACUUCAAUCGAAAUUGUUGCAGCAACAACAGCAACAUCAACAACAACAACAGCAACAGCAACAGCAGCAACAACAACAGCAAAUACAAAUGCAACAACAACCACAAACGCAACAACAAAUUGCUAGCAUUGUGCAUCAACAGAAUAUUUCAACUUGGAAUGCAUACUAUCAAGAGCAGGCGCAACGAAACAGUUUGCCAGCCAAUACACCGGCCACAUACUUUCAACAUUUGCCAAUUCAUGCAGCCCGUCAUAGUUUUCAUCAAGAAGAGUCAACCAUUUAUCAAAAUUGUCAGGGUGUCGCAAUGGAACAGCAUUAUGGUCAAACAAUUGCAGCACGUAGCCCAACACGACGACCCGAAUCGCCUCCACCACUGCGAAAUUAUCAUCAAACAAUGGUAUUAAUUCCAUAUAAUACAGACACAUACGCACAUUUUGCAGCUGAUCAAAUUGCCGCACAACAAUUUCAACACCAAAAUAUUUUAGAAUAUCAACAGGUUACACAACAAACGAUUCGUGUGCCAAUCGGGUAUCCGUUACCAGGAAUGCAAUUGCAUGUGGUAACCGGAAAUGCAAAUCAACCAGCCUAUGCACAGUACGCAACGGCCACACGGCAACAAACACAAAUGAAUGCAGCUAAUCGUCCAGCUUACGGUUAUAUUCAAGAUCAAUCAGUGCCAGCUGCUGUUAAAUAUACCGAACGGGGAGCACCAGAAGGUGCUGCGGCAAGCGUAUCACAAUCCGAUUGUACAUUGAUACCAAACAGUGUGGGCACGGUGACAUCAACGGCAAACAAUACACAAACCUCAAAUACAUCGACCACAGCACAACAAGGGGCUGUUUUUUAUGCCAUGAAUGUUUGAUCGAAGAUUUAGAAAAAGUCGAUCAUUUUUAAGCGACAUACAAACCAAUCGCAUCAUACUUAAUUUUUUUUAUAUAUAUAUAACAAAUAGAUUUCAAACAGCUAGUGCCAAAACAGAACCAUGUAAAAAACUCAUUGAUUUUUUUACAUAAAAUUGAUGAGUUCGAAAUGAUACGUAGUCAAAGCUAUGAGUGAGAUUUUUUUCGCGCGUGCACGAAUCUUUUUAAAGGUGUAUUUUUUGAAGAAAAAAAAGAUCGAUUCAUUGAAGCAGUUGUAUUAUAGAUUUGUGUUCAUGAGCUUAACUCAAAUUCAAAUUGUUUGCAAAAAAAAAUUCGAGAGGGAAAAUAUCAAAUAUGGAAAAUGAAUUUGUGUUCGAUUUAAAUAGUUUGACAUAUUUGGCAUGUACUCAAUACGUACAAUAGAAAUACUAGAGUGUACAACUCGAGAGAAUGAUCUGCAUCACAUUUUAUUAUUGUAAAUGUGUAAACGUGUUUAUUCUUUCUUAGUGAAAGAAAGAAAGAAGAUCAAUAGAAGUCUGUUUUCUAUAUUGAUAAUAAUAAUAAUAAAUAGAAGAAAAUAUUAUAAAACAGAUGUGAAAUUUAACUAUAAAAUAGUAUGAAACACAAACAGACAAAUUCUGGUCAUGGGGCAUUAUUUGAGAUAAACAAUAAAAUGGUGAAGCAAAAGUGCCAAUUUUAAUCUCUCAACCGCGACAAAAAUACGUCUUUUGAAAGAAUAGAAAUACCGCCGUCUUCAACUGGCGGUACUCAGUUUCGUUUUAAAAGAAAUUUCCCUCUCUCUUAAGAUGAUAUCUGCUUCUUUCUAUUGCAUUACACACUUUCUAUACAUCAAUAAUCUGUUGAUGGUUAUAUCAAAACGAACACUUAAUUUACUCUACGCUUUGUGCUAUUGCAAAGUCAGAUGUAAAUUGCUUUGGUCAUCAAACUUAACAUCACACUUUUGAAAUCUCUUUUAUUUUUAACCCUUGCACUAUACUCUUAAACCGAAUUUCCAAAAAAAAAAAUUAAAAUCUAUUAUCUUGUUAUGUGUUUAAAACAAAAAUUGAGCAUAUUUAUCUUAAAAAAAAAAAACAAAUUUAUUGGCCAAAAAUUAUGAAAUUGGCGAAGAAAAAUUGGCUUGAAAGUAUUUUUUGUUUAUCAUCGUUUUUGUUUUCUAUAGACAACAUUGAGUAUACCAAAUUCUCUGUGUUGGCAUAGAGUAUUUAAUCGAAAUGAAGUCUAUGAAAAUCCCUCAUACACUUUGGAAUACGAGUAUAUCAAACUAAAGGCUAGAGCAUGCCAUCGUUUCGUUUCAAAUAUUUGGACACAUUUCAAGCACGCACACAAAAUCAAAAAUCGCAUUAUAUUUUAUUCUAUUAUUAUAUCCUCUAACUCUAUCGAUAAAUGUUUAGUUUCCUGUUGUCAUUAGGAUCUCAAAAUACUGCUAAUUUAUUGUUAUCUAUAGAGUGAUUUGCAGCCUCUGAAUGCGAUCACCUUUCCAGAAAAAACGGAAGCAUUCAUUAUUAUAAAUAUAAAUUCAUAGGAGGAUGACAUCAACGGCAUUGAUGGUCGAGAUCGAAAAUAAAUCCAAUUUUGAACAAAUCUAGAUUGAAUACGGAAAAAUCGAAUUAGUCGGAUGGUAUAGCGUGGAUUUUGAACCAAGUCACAGAUCGCAUAAAAUAAUAAAAAUCUAUUACUAUAUAUAUAUACAUACAAUAUAUUGUUUGUUGACAUAAAACGAAAACACAAGAGAAGACAAAAAAAAAAUGAAAAUUUGGAAUAGAAAUUAUAAAUAUAUAAAGAAAUUUAGCAAACACAACAAUUAGAUUUAGUGAUUGAUUCUAUUUUUUUGUGAAGCAUUUAAAAAUGAAGAAUACAAUAAUAAUUCAUGAAUUGAAUUGAAUAUAUUAUAGCAUAAGAUUAACAUUCAAAGUACUUAACAUUCACAAAGCAUUUUACUGAAGAAAAAUGUAUAACAAUUUGCAAGCAAAUGAGAGAGUAUUGAAUAAUUAGGAGAGAAGUUUCACGCAAGUUUUAUGUGUGUUUAAGCACACAUUCAGUCGAAUUAUAUAUUGCAUUACUAUUAUAAAUAAACUCAAUCACAUAAAACAACAAACAAAAUAAUAUCUCAACUUAUAAGAAUCGCAAGAAAAAAAAA